AAAGAAAGCUAUUACAAGAAAUUACAGUGUGAGUGAAAGAGUUAUUUCAGAGCAAAAUAUAAUUUAAUUUACCAGCAACAAAUCAAACACUUGUUUUGUGAUAUUUUUCAUCUGCAAGAAUGAACCGCUUGUGGACUCUGUUUACCUUCCUCCAUUCUAUGGCUGGGCCGGGAGUCAUGCUUCUCUAUCCACUGUAUGCAUCGGUAGUGGCCAUAGAGAGCACAUCGAAAUUAGACGACGAGCAGUGGUUGGCUUAUUGGAUUUUGUAUUCCUUUCUUACCCUUGCUGAGAUGGUUCUUCUACCAGCCCUCGAAUGGAUACCCAUAUGGUACGAUAUGAAGCUAGCGUUCGUGGCGUGGUUGGUUCUCCCGCAGUUCAGAGGUGCUGCUUUUAUUUACGAAAAGUUCGUUAGAGAGAAGCUCAUCAAGAAAUAUGGUCCUUCACAUUUACAAAGGUCUUCUAACGCUAAGGGCAAGAACAAAUUUGUCGAUUCUGUCACUAACAAUAAGGGAGAGCAAGAAGCUUACUAGAGAAGAUGGCAUCAAAGGGGACACUUUGACUGAAUUUGCUCUGCACUUUACUUUUUAACUUUUUUUUUCUUUGCCUCUCUUUUUUCUUUUCCAAAACAUGAUGUAUGGAUCUUUGUAGUGAUGGAAGACACUCCCUUCUACCUUCCUUUUUUUCUUUUUUUCUUUUUUUGUGUUGCACAAAGUAACUGAUUGUGUAUGAGGUAUGUAUUUGGUUUGACAACAGAACUUUGAUUUCGUUACUUAGUAGUUGUUAUGAUGUUGGCCUUUUAAAAGAGGUAAUUAGAUGUUAUACCUGG
Messenger RNA from Erythranthe guttata (spotted monkey flower), 826 nucleotides. RefSeq names its product HVA22 homolog E (gene HVA22E). NCBI's taxonomy places the organism in Eukaryota, Viridiplantae, Streptophyta, Magnoliopsida, Lamiales, Phrymaceae. The record is from RefSeq and is a predicted model, not a curated record.